Spodoptera littoralis (African cotton leafworm) is the source of this 3288-nucleotide messenger RNA. The record is from the annotation of a GenBank genome assembly. NCBI's taxonomy places the organism in Eukaryota, Metazoa, Arthropoda, Insecta, Lepidoptera, Noctuidae.
AUGGCAUGCAAAACGUCAUUCGAACUUCAUCACCAUUUCCCUAAAUUGGCUGAAGAAUCAGGAUUUACUUUUAACACACAUCGACCGCGUAUCCAUAUAGACUGGAACAAAAUUAGACUGAUAGAUAUAGAUAGUUUGGUAAAAGACAGAAAAUUUGUUAUCAUUGAACAACAUUUGAAUGACAUUUUGGAUUGCGUUAUAGAAUCCGAGUUUGAUGUUCGUAUACUCGAUGAAGGUGUUAUGAAACUGUUUAGACUUGCGCAACUGGCUGUCGAAUAUCAACAAUUUUGCCGUCAUUACCUGGAUCGGAGUGUAUACGUAUUACGAGAAGAAAUAACUUCACUGGCACAGGAAUUAGAUACUUGCAAAAAAGAUCUUCGAGAAAGAGAUGAAGAAAUAAGGAGACUAAGAAAGAGAUCUCGACAUAAUUUUAAAAAUCCUUUGCCUUACGGUAAUGAUAACAUAGCGACUAUGAUUUUGAAAACUCUAUCUCAUAAAGGCGAUAUGUUUCCUACGACAUCGAACGAUGCAUUACAAUACAAUAAAUGCAACUAUUGCGAUAAAGUAUUUCUCAAUCAAUUGUAUUUAAGAAGCCAUAUCGCUAGAAGACAUUCAAAUGUCGUGGAAGCCCCGCAGAAAGACAAACAAGAAAAUGCCACAAAUAAUGAAAAUAGUAUGUUAAGUGCGGAAGUUAAUGAACUUAAAAAUAAAUUGAGAGAAAUGGAAUUAGUUAUAGCAAGCACAAAGAAUCAAAGUAAUCCAACAAUUGAAAUAAAAUCUAAGACUGAUGAUACAGUUAAAGACAACAAAAAAAAUAUGAAGGAUGCGGAAGUAUCUACAAACAAUGAAGAUUACUUAUUGAACAAAAUUGAAGAAUGGAAAAAAGAGGAGCACGAAAAUUACAAUAAAGAAAUGGAUAAAUUGCGAAGCCAAAUUAUAGAAUCCAUAAAAAAUAUUAAAGAAAAAGAAAUUCAAAAUUCUUUGCCAACUGAGCCCAAAAUAAUUAAAGAAUUACACGAAACAAUAAAACAGCAAGGCGCAGAAAUAUUAGCUUUAAAAAAGGAACUGAACGAUGCUAGGAUUAGAACGGAAAAAGACAAGGCUGAUCGAAACAAAGAAACCGAAGCACAAAUAUUACUUUGGUCGAAUCGAGCCGAAGCUCAAACUAGACAAUAUGAACUAUUGCUUCAGAAGCUGAAUGAUGUUGCCAAAGACGCUAAAGAAUCUCGUGCUCUCGCAGAAGCAGAGAGGGAACGAGCUGCUCAGCUACAAAUAUUAUUACAACAAAGUAUGCAUGCUAAAACAAAUGGAUCCCCAUUUGUUUUUGACAGCACUGAUGAUGCACCGACGCCGUCGAAGAAGUCCAACUAUUCUGAUAAUAGGAAAAAACCUAUGAAAAAGAAAACGAAUACAAAGAAACCUGACCAAGAAGUUGAACUCAAAACCCUGGAACAGCUGCAUCGUAAGGCUCAAGAAUUAUUAAAUAUUGGCUCUAUGACUUCCAGUUCUUCGGAUACUUCAAGUGAAGUAAUAGAAAAGCCAUUGCAAACAAAAUCUUUAGAUAUAAAAGCAAGUAUUAAUAACAAUAAUGAUAAGUCAAAUAGAGUAAAAAAAGUAGAAGAAAAGCAUCAACAGAAGUCUAAUGAACGAGAAGUGCAGGUUUUACAUGAAAAGACCCCAAUUAAACGAAAAGCUGAAGUGAAGAAAGAAAAGCCAAAAUCAAAUCACAGUAAAACUUCGAAAGAAGUCACACUACCUGAGAAGCUUCCUAUUCCUGGAAGCCCGAUGAAAGUUAUUAGGGCGAAAAUAACUGAAGAAGUAAAUAGCCGACUAGUAUCGGCUGGAGUGGAUCCACUAAAACAUAGACUACCUCGAAGUGUCUUCCAAAAACAACGUUUACAGAUACACCAGCAGCAGGAAUUGAAAGCAAAGAAAAAUUCUGCCCACGAAAAAGUAAGACAUACAAUUCUAGCAUACUUGGACGCCAGUACAACAGAUUUGAAAAAAAAUGUUCCCCAAAUACAGGAUUAUGUUUCCCCCACAAAGGCAACAAAACCGUUUAGAAAUUUUACAAGUGUUAUUUCCAAUGUCAAAACAAAGGCGUUAUCGUUAGUGAAAAUGAAUGAUACAAAUGCUAAAGAUAAGCGUAAAUCGUUGAACGCUGAAGUUGCAAAACGGGCGAUGUCUUUAUUGAAAACUCCCCCGGGUUCAACAUCGACUAGCCCAGUAGCUGUAAAACGCAGUCCUUUUAAGACAUUUACGACUACCCAAAAUGUUUCUACUAAAGCUUUAAAUACGAAUGUACCAGAUGAUGAGACAAGUGUCAAGAAUUCUAUGAAUAAUUCUCCUAAAAUUGUGAAAAACAUAACAACGACUAAUUAUUCUGACGAUGGUUCUGAUGAAAGCGAUCACAAAUAUUACAAUACAACAAAAGUGCAACAAACAUCGAAAUCUAUUGAGAACCUUAUUAAGUCUCCAGCUCGUAGACCGUCUUCUGCUGCUGCUGACUACAACCACUCACUAGUAAAAAAAUAUACUAUUAGUGAUGAUCACUUAUUGCGGACACAAUCAACCACUAGUUUGAUUGAACGAUCUUUAAAUUCAAACGGAAGCAAAAACAAUGCACCACCAAGAAACAAUGAAAACAGCAGUGAUGAUGCGGAAUCACUACUAGAGCUACCUGUGAAAAAGAAUCAAUUGGGUAACAAUGCCGACAGUAUUAUCAAACAAACAAAAAGUGUUUUGAAAAACGCUUCUUCAACGUCGUCUUUGAAUAAAAAGAAGGUACUUUUUGAUAUGGACGCAAUUCAAAUGAAAUCUGUAAGUGCAUCGCCAUCACAAAGUAUUACGGAAAAAAGUGAUGGAAACGAAAAAUAUGAAUUAGGUUUAGUUAAUCUCGAUGCUGACGAAUGGGACAUAUCAAGCAUUGAAAAUGAACCGCUGAAAAAUGACACAAAAAUUCAAAAUAUAACAACUCACACCACCAGUCCAAAGAUAGCUGAAUUAAAACUAAAGAUAGAAUCACAAUUAGCACGCCGAAACGAUACGCCUACAGCGCCGCUUGUUGGAGCAGUAGAUGUUUUGGCUGGUUCGAUGGCAAAAGCCUCAAGUUUGGCUGGUAGUAACACCAGCCUUGGCAGUUCCAUCCUAGAUGAUUCUGAAAGUAUACCAAAUCAGAAAACGUUCGUGAAACCUAAGCCUGUAAGAGUUGCCGCCAAAGAUGAAAGUGACAUAGACAUCUCGGAAUUUAGUAUGGAUGGCAUAGUAAAUAAGAAUGAAUCUUUUUGA